UUUCAAGAAUAUUAAGUAUUUGGCGAAAGGUGGAUUUGGUACGAUACAUUCGGCGACGUGGAUUCAAGGACCGCGUUGGAAAGAAGCACCUGUUUGGAAGAGAGUUGCUGGUCACUAUUAUGGACGAUGUGGGCCAACGCAGGUUGCGUUGAAAACUCUUGAUCAUUCGGCGAAGAUGACCUCGGAUUUCUUACAAGAGUUAUUACGCCAUCAAGAAAUGUUGUUUCCACAUUGGAUAUCGAAAAUAAUUUAUUGCUUUGGAAUAACACAAGACCCGAAAACACAAAAUUAUGUGCUAGUAGUUGAUUACGCAUCAGAAGGGGAUCUACAUAGCUACUUAGAGAAAAAUUCAGCUAAAAUUACGUGGGCACAAAAAUUAGAAAUAUUAGGAGAAGUAGCAUCAGCAUUAGUGGACAUUCAUCGAAAAGAUUUAGUACAUGGAGAUUUACACACUGGCAAUAUACUAGUGGGAAUGGCAUUAUCCCAUGCUAGUGGAUUCGGCAAUUCGCCGACGGACAUUAAUGAUAAAAAAUGGAGAGAGUAUUUACAGCGAAUCACCGAAAGCUCUAAACAACAAAAAUUUAGUGUGCAUCCGGAUGCCGUGUAUUCGAGUCGAUUACUUGAUUGUCCAGUUCGUCGAAAAGUCAAACGGUUAAUGACAAAAAGUGUUGGAAAUGAGUCCUAA
Messenger RNA from Ambispora leptoticha, 685 nucleotides. The record is from the annotation of a GenBank genome assembly. Lineage: Eukaryota; Fungi; Glomeromycota; Glomeromycetes; Archaeosporales; Ambisporaceae.